AUGGCCUCCUUCCUCUUCCUCGCCCUCCUCUCCCUCACUAUCUUCCUCUCUCUCACCUCCGCCGCCCGCAAUCGCCACCCGCCUCGCAGCCACGUCAUCUCCCCCAACCCUCAGAUCCAGCAAGCCUGCAAAGCCACGCGCUUUCCCGACGCAUGUCAGGCCUCCUUAGCCGGGCUUGUCACUGACCCGAACACCACCCCAGUCCAGAUCAUCCAGUCCGCCAUCCAGGUGUCCACCGAUGGCCUGCAGACAGCGCAGAAGAUGGUCAAGUCUAUCCUAGACUCGUCCGCAGGCAACGAAAACCGCACCACCGCCGCUAAAAACUGCCUCGACGUCCUCGGCAACUCCGAGUACCGCAUUUCGCUCUCCACCGACAGCCUGUCACGUGGAAGCAUUAGAAACGCACGUGCCUCGAUGAGCGCCGCGCUGCUCUACCAAUACGACUGCUGGUCGGCCCUUAAGUAUGCCAACGACACACAGAUGGUCAACCAAACGAUGUCGUUUCUCGACUCCCUGACCGGAAAAUCCAGCAACGCCCUCAGCAUGAUGUUCUCGUACGACAACUUCGGGAAGGACACCAAGUCGUGGGCCCCGCCCAAGACCGAGCGCGACGGGUACUGGGAGCGGGUCGAGGGCGGAGGGUCCGGCCAGGAGGUUCGGGUCGGAGUGCCGCCGGGUUUAAACGCGGACGUGACGGUUUGCAAGGAGGAGAGCGAGAAAUGCUACAGGACGGUGCAGGAGGCGGUAAACGCCGCACCGGCUAACGCGGGAGCGAAGAAGUUCGUGAUUCGUAUAAAGGCUGGGGUGUACGACGAGAUCGUGAGGGUGCCCUUAGAGAAGCGGAACGUGGUGUUUUUGGGUGACGGGAUGGGCAAAACGGUAAUUACUGGGUCGUUGAAUGUGGGCCAGCCCGGAAUUUCCACGUACAACACUGCCACAGUCGGUAGUAGAUAG
Messenger RNA from Prunus armeniaca (apricot), 954 nucleotides. The record is from the annotation of a GenBank genome assembly. NCBI's taxonomy places the organism in Eukaryota, Viridiplantae, Streptophyta, Magnoliopsida, Rosales, Rosaceae.